This is a messenger RNA of Doryrhamphus excisus (bluestripe pipefish), 4646 nucleotides long. It is a transcript of the gene rbfox3a, whose product is annotated as RNA binding fox-1 homolog 3a. The record is from RefSeq and is a predicted model, not a curated record. Gene Ontology annotation, biological process: nervous system development; regulation of alternative mRNA splicing, via spliceosome. Gene Ontology annotation, molecular function: mRNA binding. Gene Ontology annotation, cellular component: nucleus; cytoplasm. Lineage: Eukaryota; Metazoa; Chordata; Actinopteri; Syngnathiformes; Syngnathidae.
UUAAACCUUGAAUUGAAGGCAAUUAAGGAACUUAUAAGGGGAGUGCUAAACAUAACAUCAGUCACCAAGUUUAUGAAAAUAUAUUCGGCUCGCUGUCCUCACCCAACGAAUAGGAGCUUCCGUAAUGUCGUUUUCUGUGCCGUGCCCACACACUCCUGCCUCCACACAUGGCUCAGCAUCCCUCUCCUCUCUAAUAUCCCCUCCUUCGUCUCCUCCUUUCUCCUCUCUCUCUCCCUCUCCAUCCAAGUCUUGCUCAGAGCAGUUGUUCAGCAGAGCAGCAUAACAUUGCACAGUGUGCAUUUGCCAUAGCAUGCGUCCGCAGCGGCGAUUUGUGGUUCAAUCCCAGACAGGGGCAGCGAAUCUGGUAGGAAGUCAGGGUGAGAGGGUGAGAGGGUGAGAGAGAGAGAGAGUCAUCUAUAGAUGCAGUGCUGAGUGGACAGCGACAACUCGACACUACUGACCAUCGCCCAGUCUGAACAGACAAGGACAAAGCAGUUACCCACCGGGCGACUCAACCUGCUCACAUUUCCACCAUCAUCUCCAUUACCGCCCUCCUGCAGGUGAUACAAAGAGUCGGAAGACAGAGAACAAGGGGAAAAGAGACAGCAGACAUCCUUGGAGGGAGGAGAGACCAGGUACUCUGAGCAAGGUUUGCAUCCUGGUGAAGACACAUUAAGACCUGCCCACCUCUCUGACAUCGUUCUAUCCCUUCCGACGGCUGUACAUGGAGACCGCAAGUUGGGCAGAAACUAAACCAGGUCUGUGCAAACCAGGAACCAUUGCUCUGUUUGGGAACGUGGUAUACAGUGGACUUCUCAACGAACACUUCUGGCAUUUUGGGGUCCCCCUCAUUACCAGACUGGGUAACCAAGAGGCUCCGGCUCCCCCCGAAGCGAUGGCUCAACCCUUUCCACCGGCCCAGUACCCUCAUCCACCACAGAAUGGGAUCCCUGCUGAAUACGCCCCAGCCCACGCUCACCCACCAGCUGACUUCACAGGACCAAACACGGUGGCGGAACAUGCCCUGACUCUGUACACGCCGACACACACGCAGAGCGAACAGCCCGGGAAUGACAGCAGUGCCCCCACCCUCACAGCCAACACGGUAACGUUUUGGUUGCUUAAAGAUGGUUUCUCAGGGGAAGCUGUGCGGAGAGAAUGUUCUCCUCGCCACAGUUACAAGCAGGCGGACGACAUUGCGCAGACAGACGCUUCCCAGCAUCUUCAUCUGCAGCCGAGUGACUCGUUAGAGAAACAGCAACCCAAAAGAUUACACGUCUCCAACAUACCAUUCCGUUUCCGGGACCCUGACCUUCGGCAAAUGUUUGGGCAAUUUGGCAAGAUUUUAGAUGUGGAGAUUAUUUUUAACGAGCGCGGCUCCAAGGGCUUCGGGUUUGUAACAUUUGAAACAACAGCGGAUGCCGACCACGCACGGGAGAAACUAAAUGGUACAAUCGUAGAAGGACGCAAAAUAGAGGUUAACAAUGCCACGGCAAGAGUAAUGACCAACAAAAAGGUGGCCAACCCCUACGCAAACGGUUGGAAGCUCAAUCCAGUGGUUGGAGCCGUGUAUGGUCCGGAAUUUUAUGCAGUCACAGGGUUUCCGUACCCCACCACAGGGGCAGCAGUGGCCUACAGAGGGGCCCAUUUGAGAGGGAGGGGGCGGGCCGUCUAUAACACAUUCCGUGCUGCGCCACCUCCCCCUCCCAUCCCCGCCUACGGCGCUGUGGUCUACCAGGACGGCUUUUACGGGGCGGAAAUCUAUGGCGGAUAUGCAGCUUACAGAUACGCCCAGCCGGCUGCUACUGCUGCAGCUGCGUACAGCGACAGCUAUGGCCGAGUCUAUGCAACAGCAGACCCAUAUCACCACACAAUCGGUCCUGCCGCCACGUACAGCGUGGGCACCAUGGCUAGCCUUUACAGAGGAGGGUGCAGUCGCUUCACUCCCUACUAGAAAGGAGGGAGCCACGCCCCCUUUCCUUCCCCAGCAAAACAAACACAAAUAAAAGUCCCGGCAAAUGAAAUCCCUUAGAACAAAAAAAACAGCAUCAUCUUCUCCAGGAACAAUAAACAUGCGAUGCUUCCAUUGCGGAGCUCAUGUCACUGAUGUGUGUUGAUAUGUGAAAGUCGGUAAGAAGGUACGAGUCUCCCAACUUGUCGACCGGUCAAAGGAGCUCCAUCCUUUGGAUGUUUUAAUUGCACUUCAUUCCUCCAAACCCGUUCCCCUUGGAUGCAAGCAGGAGUAACAAACCACCAGAUGGGAUUUACAUGAAUUAGAUGAACCACAGCAGCAUUUGGCCGAGCUCGGCGUCUGACUCGCUAUAUAAUAGGACUUCCAAUUAUUCAGCCCAAAGAAGGUGAAACGGCGACAAAAUGCUUAGCGUCAAGUGAUGCAUAAGAGAGGCGAGGCGAGGGCGCGGCGAGAGGAAUAGAGUGAUCUAUUACCGCAUCUGAAUGCAGCAGGAAGUGAUGUGUACAGAAAGCCGCUGGGAAAUGGCUAGCGAGCCAAUUGAUUGUUGGCGCAUUGCCAGAGUCAGGAGAUAUCGUAUUACUGCUGAACCGCUUUAAAGGGAAAAACACAUUAUCGUCCUCCCACACCCCACCCACACCCACCCACCCACCCCCCAUUGGGGAAAACCAGGGCGGGACUAUGGAUUCAAGAUGUCUGCACAGGUUGCAGUUUUCUUUCCAUCACAUUCCAACGUGUGUGGUUUGUACAAGUACCUUCAAGUACAUGCAUGAGUACACACAAAGUAAAUACGUAGAACGUCAACAUGAGCCAAUCGGAUUGGAUCUCUGUCUUGCAAAGAUGUCAUUCCAACAGUAGGUGGCAGUAUUGAACAAAAGCCACGCAUCAUAAAGUAUUCCUCAUUUUUUUGAUGAUGAUUUGGGUACGGUGGAAUACCGACUUCUCACAUGGUCGACGAAGCGAGGGAUGUCAUCAUGCGUCUCCUCAGUCAACCAACGCCGGGUAGCCAAGCCGUUCAUUCAUCGUAGAGCAGGGGUGUCCCAAAUGUCCAAAUGUGGGACUGCAAAAGGAAAAAGACCUCAAGGAGUAAGAUUCUGACAAAGAAAACAUUGAAUCGAGUUUAAAUGGGUGUAAGUCGCUACUUUCAACCCCGCGGCUUGUAGUACAGUAAACCUCGGAUAUAUCGGAUUCAAUUGUUCCCACUGGUUUCGUCCGAUAUAAGCGAAAUCCGUUAUAUGCGUAUACCGGAAAAUGUCCGUUUUACGCAUAUAUCGGAUUUAUAUCCGGUAUAUGCGUAAAUCAGAUUUUAUCCGUUAUAAAAAGGCACUUCCUUGACUAUGUUUCCAAUGUACCUGGACGCGCAGGCAACGCUGCAAACGCUGCAAAUGACGUCGUAUAGCGGCCUGUCACGAUUCGGCGAAUCGGAGCGCCACGAUGCGGCCAUCCGAUAUAUGCGAGGGAAAUUUAAUGGAAAUGCAUUGGAACGGGACUGGAGAUUUUGUCCGAAAUAGGCGAAAUCCGUUAUAAAAAAUCCGAUAUAUGCAAUGAAUUUUUAUUGGAAAUGCAUUACAGAAAAAUUGGUUCUUUUUUAUCUGUCCGUUGUGAGCGAAUUUCCGAUAUAUCCGAGUCCGAUAUAUCCGAGGUUUACUGUACAUUGGUUCAGCUAAUACGUAGUUAUUCUCUCAUCUCGUAUACUUGAUCAUUUAAACAGGUAUUUUGGAAAAUGCAUUACCAACAAAGUCCAUAAUGGCAAAAACCAUCUGCUAACAAACGCAACUUUACUAACCCUGAACCGGGCAUGCAUCUGCACAUAGACGUUUUGCAACAAGCACAGUUUCUACUGAAAUAAACACCGGAAUAAACACCGGAAUUUACAAUGUGCGAAUAAAGUUACAUUCAAAAACAAACGAGAAAUGGAAAAGAUUCAAGUUCAAAUAGGAGAAUAAAUUAUAUGUCAGUUUUAAAUAAAGUUAAAAAUAUUGACAAAACAGUAAAAUUGUAAAAAGAGCAAACAGUGAUGCUUUUUCGUCCAAGCUGACAAAGCUGAGAUGAAAUAAAAUGAAUAUAACGUAUAUUUAGCAUAUCUAGCAUAUCUACGGUACACGUAUUGCUUUACCAAAUAUCAAUAGGAAAACACUUGCUAGGUGUUUGGACCCCCCUGUUACCCAGUAUGUACAGUAUAUAUUAGUUACUAUGUCCAGUCUGUGUACGAGUGGCCUAAUUGUGGUCGAAGAAAGAAGAUGCCCUGUAGAUGUCGUCAUGAAAAAAAAGAAAAGCUCAAAAUGUGUUUAUUAUUGAAGUUGUUAUUUUUAAUCCGUACCAUGUAUCCCAUAACAACACGGGGUAGUAUCAACUAAUCCGCAUACACUUUUGCACAUGCUAACUCACCGUAAUCCCGAUUGUUUGCAGUCGCCCCUCGCUACAUUGCGCUUCGAGAUUCACGGCUUAAUUCUAUCGCGUUUUUUCCAAUAUAUAUGAAUGAAUAAGUCAUUCAUUCAUUUUCUACCGCUUAUUCUCAUGAGGGUAGAGUGGGGUGCUGGAGCCUAUCCCAGCUGUCUUCGGGUGAGAGGUGGGGUACACGGCGAGGUACACCCUGGACUGGUCGCCAGCCAAUCACAGGGCACAUAUAGACAAACAACCAUUCACACUCACAUUCAUACCUAUGGACAAUUAGGAG